AUGACGGGACUUUGCCGCCCAUGCAGUCUACGCCAGCUGUUCUUUUGGCUGGCGCUCGGUGCUUCUUUCACCUUGAUGGGUUGCGGGGAGGAUGAGGGUGAUGAUGGCAGGGUGAAUACAGGUGAUAGUGUUACUUCUCAGGUCUCGUGCGCAGAUGGUGACCCUGAUGAGAAUCUGUGUUGCGAGAAGAAUGCCCAGCACAUGGCAUGGAAUGACACUAUCAGCAUGUGGCUGGGCUGCUGCCAGUGGAAUCAUGACUCCAACCAAUGCCAGGGCGGUGGAGCUUGUGUGAACUUCAACGCAGCUACCUUCGCAGAGACGUCCAGCCACGAUUACAGCCAAGUCUGUGAUUCUCACCGUUGGGUCUGCCAGGCCGAGACGGCCGCCGACGUUUGUGACCCGGCCUGGCGUGCUGCAGAGCAAGCUCUGACUGCUGCUAUGACCUGGAGCGCUGCAAUCGGCGACUUCGAAGUAGAUGCUGCCGCGAAAGCCGCAUUCUGCCCUGAGCUUCAGAAGUAUGGCCAAUGUCUAAAAGAUGCUCAGUGCUGUGUGAGUGGUGCACAGGAACAGUAUGAUUGGAUGCCUGGAUCCACCUACAUUGGGAAAUUCAAUGCGGCAUUGACUCUCAGUAAAUGGUGCACCGGCUCCGAUGCCAUUACGAACCCUUGCUCGGACAUGUCCGUUUGCUCGACAGAUGUAGCAGCAAAUUGCGAAAGUGCUUAUGCUACUGCACGGAGCGCAUUUUCGUCGGAUGCUGCCUCCCUUUGCCCCGAGUUUGAGAAGUACAGCCAGUGCUUGACAGAUGCUGGGUGCUGCGGUGAGACAUCACUCUUGUCGUAUAAAAUUGCCCUUGACCAGGUCUUCACAACGGUGACGGGUAGUCUUUGCACGGGCUCCAACGCCGUCACGAACCCGUGCAACCCUGACAUGCGGGUUUGCUCAGUGAGUGCAGCAACAGACUGUGCAAAUGCAUGGGCCGAUGUCUCCCAGAGCAGUCCUACGGAUGCUGCCGCAGCAGCUGCUGCUCUUUGCCCCGAGGCGGAGAAGUACAGCCAAUGUUUAAAGGAUGCUGCUUGCUGCGAUGGUUCUGUGGCAGGUGCAGCAUACAAACAGGCCCUUGAUCUUGUCUUUGACACCGUGGGCAGUCAGUAUUGCACCGGCUCCAAUGCCAUUACGAACCAGUGCACUUGA
This is a messenger RNA of Symbiodinium natans, 1191 nucleotides long. Lineage: Eukaryota; Dinophyceae; Suessiales; Symbiodiniaceae. The record is from the annotation of a GenBank genome assembly.